Labrus mixtus (cuckoo wrasse) is the source of this 1883-nucleotide messenger RNA. RefSeq names its product uridine-cytidine kinase 2a (gene uck2a). Bases 74 to 862 code for a protein of 262 amino acids. The record is from RefSeq and is a predicted model, not a curated record. The transcript has 7 exons. Gene Ontology annotation, cellular component: cytoplasm; cytosol. Lineage: Eukaryota; Metazoa; Chordata; Actinopteri; Labriformes; Labridae. Gene Ontology annotation, molecular function: ATP binding; kinase activity.
UCAUCAUCGUCAAAUGGGAGGAGCGCACGCGGAGCUCAAGCACCUCAGGGCCGCAUCUCUCUGCAGAUGAAGCAUGACCGGCGACAGCGAGACAAAGCCAGGUGACCAAGCCAGAAAUGAGAGCUAUAAACGGCAGCCCUUUCUUAUCGGCGUGGCUGGGGGGACAGCCAGCGGCAAGUCGUCUGUGUGCAGCAAGAUCAUGGAGCUGCUGGGGCAGAAUGAGAUCGACCACCACCAGCGGCAAGUGGCCAUCCUCAGCCAGGACAGCUUCUACAGGGUCCUCACCCCCGAGCAAAAGGCCAAGGCCCUCAAGGGCCAGUUCAACUUCGACCACCCAGAUGCAUUUGACAACGACCUCAUAAUCACAACUUUGUGGCACAUUAAGGAGGGGAAAACGGUGCACAUCCCUGUGUAUGACUUUGUGUCCCAUUCCAGGAAGGAGGAGGCAGUGACUGUGUACCCUGCUGAUGUGGUGCUGUUCGAGGGCAUCCUGAUGUUUUAUUCUCAGGAGAUCCGAGACCUUUUCCAAAUGAAGCUCUUUGUAGACACAGACGCAGAUACACGUCUAUCAAGAAGAGUGCUGCGUGAUAUAAGUGAACGUGGACGGGACCUGGAAAGUGUUCUUGCACAGUACAUCACUUUUGUCAAGCCUGCAUUUGAGGAGUUCUGUCUGCCAACAAAGAAAUAUGCUGAUGUUAUCAUACCAAGAGGAGUUGACAACCUUGUUGCCAUAAAUCUCAUAGUCCAACACAUCCAGGAUAUUCUAAACGGAGGUCUGACCAAACGGCUGAACGGGUGGUUCAACAGUUACGGAACAACAAAGAAGCCGCAAAACAUGGAGUCCAGCAGCCGGCCCCACUGAGCUCAGGUUCUGAAGGAGGGCUCAUCUAUACGUGUGAAGAGUUCUUCACCGAGUUGGGGGUUCUUGCUAAGAAGUGAAAAGACCAUCUUUUGACAUGGUUGUGUUUGGACGGAGGUAAUGAACAUGAAGGGAAUCUGUUCGCUUGUGGAGCCGGUUUAAAACAGUCGUAUUCAGUUUGAUUUUUCUCUCUACAUUGUGAAUGAGAUUAAAGGGAGAGAAAAACUAAGGGGCUAACUUGUUAUUUGAUUUAAACUACUGCUUGCCUUUACCACAGCUCUGCACCUGUACUGUAAAGUAGUUUGGAAGACAUGUGAUCACUUGACAGCCUUUAACGGUACAAUAAAAGCUUAGAAGCAGCGCGCUGUUUGAUGACAGGGCAUUACCUCACUACUGUUAGAACGCGCACUGUGCAACAACCUCACUGGUUUCCUUCAGCAAUGCAACAUGACGUCUUUUUUUUUUUUUCAAGCUCUAUUAAAAAUCCUGUUAUGACUCAUUGAUAUGGACUUUAAAGUAAUGUUUCAUGGCUUGAGAUACAUGUAUUUGUGCCAUGCUGCUCUCGCUUUGUCACGUGUCACUCAAUAAAAGACCAAUGAGUCAAAUUAAACAACCGAUUCCAACCUCAAAUCAUGUGAUGUAUGACAUCACCAAAGAGUUAACAGUAUUGUCUGUGGACAAAUUGUCUUUAAAGUUAGAAUUUAUUUUUAUUUCUUGUGAAUCAGACGUUACUGUGAGAUGUUGGUAGCAUAAAGAGCAUUAAUUUGUGUUUUGAAUUCACCCAAGUUUUUUGUUUUUCUUUAGAAUCCCGCAGACUUGAAUCGUCAUAUUCACAAAUGUAUGCAAGUUUCAUUUCAAAGAAGUAAAACUUCACACUGACACUGGUGGUAAUAAAUGCAUUGAGCUGUAACAUGUCAUCACGUCUGAGAUACACCAUAUCCAUGUGUUCUUUAAAUGUUGUUCAGUGGACUUUUCUUCCUGUAAAACGUUUUCUUAUGAUAAAAGUUCUCAGGUACGAUUUGAA